Messenger RNA from Bacidia gigantensis, 579 nucleotides. RefSeq lists its product as uncharacterized. Bases 1 to 579 code for a protein of 192 amino acids. The transcript has a single exon. The record is from RefSeq and is a predicted model, not a curated record. NCBI's taxonomy places the organism in Eukaryota, Fungi, Ascomycota, Lecanoromycetes, Lecanorales, Ramalinaceae.
AUGACGAAACCUAAGGACAAGUCAAUUUCAAAGUCUGGAAGUGCGCCAGACCUGCAGCCACCCAUAACGCUACAAACCCUUCGUGAGAACCUGGACCUAUGGUACAGGCUUCGGGUCCUUCUUCAUGACUUCAACAACGUCAAAGACCCUAGGUCCGAGCAACGACUCUCGUGCACGACCCAUCCGCUGUACAUCAGUCCGCCUUACUUCUCAGACGCCGACUCCUCCAACAUUCGAACGGCGCUAUUAGUCGAAACCUCAAGCUCUUCCGCCACUUUCAACGAAGAGACUAUCACCCUGCGGCCAGAAAUGACGGUGGAAGAAGCAAUUCAUGGUGGCUUGAGCAACUUCCUUGAAGGGCGCAAGGCUAGCGGUGACGCCAGACCAUGCGGACUACACGACAUGCUUCCAAUCUACAGCGCAGUAUUCGGGAUUUUAAAGGAGCAGCUUAAGGACGAGCGCUUCAUCAGUCGGGUGCGGAAAGCGGGACUUGGAGACGCAGUGGGAAAGGAACAAUGCGCCGGCCAGGGGGGAAGCGAGAAGAAGCCUGCUCGGGGCAAGGGCAGGGAGCGAAAAUAA